AUGCUCCAGGACCAGGAUGGCUUUGUCCGCCUGCCGCAUGAGCAGCUGAUCUAUACAUCUCCGCCUCGCACCAGCCUCGCACUACAGCCGCUGAGCUCAUCCGGAGGCAAAAACUCAUUUUCCAUCCAAAGCAGUGCUGGUCGAAUCUUCUUAACAAACCAGCGGGUUGUCUAUAUCCCGACACAGAAAUCGCAGACCUUCCAGUCGUUCUCUGCGCCGCUGCUAAAUGUUCACGAUACCCACGUCACUGCGCCGUUCUUUGGGCCAAAUGCCUGGAUCGCCCUGGUCCAGCCCGUAUCGGGAGGCGGCAUCCCUCCAUCCUUGCCUGCUGUACAGGCCAAAGUGACUUUCAAAGAAGGAGGCGCAUUCGACUUCCAUAACCAUUUCGAGCGAAUCAAGGAGCGUCUACAGCAGGCGGUCGAAACCUCGCAAGCAAGCAGUCGCGGAGCCCGGAACGUUGACCUCUCCACGAUUCAUUUGGACGAGCUGCCUGCCUAUUCUGGCCCCUCAAGCAGCGGUGCUGGGGAAGGUCAAGUUAGCCAGGACCAGUGCAUGAGUCCACAGAGUCAGCCUCAUGCAGCAGAGGCGGAUUCCAGCCUAGUGGAGCCACCGCCAGACUAUGAGACGGUUCAGCAGCAAAGCGUGGCGGAUGAAUUGGAGGCAAGACUGCGCCGUGCCAGUUGA
Molecule: messenger RNA, 684 nt
Organism: Aspergillus uvarum CBS 121591
Lineage: Eukaryota; Fungi; Ascomycota; Eurotiomycetes; Eurotiales; Aspergillaceae
Exons: 2
Coding region: 1-684 (227 amino acids)
Biological process (GO): positive regulation of DNA-templated transcription
Cellular component (GO): nucleus
Molecular function (GO): chromatin DNA binding; transcription coactivator activity
Source: RefSeq, a predicted model, not a curated record